AUGUCGUCUCAAAAAAUCGAUUUAACCCAGUUGGGACCUGAGCAAUUAGCUGCUGUGAAACAACAAUUCGAUGAAGAAUUGCAACAUUUCACGCAGUCCUUACAAGCAUUGAAUAUAGCUAAAAAUAAAUUUACAGAUUGUAUCACCGAUAUCAAGUCUAUAGCCAACCCAAAGAACGAGAAUCAAAAAUUGUUGAUACCGGCUUCAGCAUCUCUUUACGUACCAGGAAAAAUCAAAGAUAACCAACAAUUUAUGGUCGAUAUAGGUACAGGUUAUUAUGUGGAAAAGAAUGAAAAGGAUGCCAUUGCUUUCUAUCAGAAGAAAAUUGAUAAACUAAACAAAGAAUCGGGACAGAUACAAACCAUUAUUAAAGAUAAAACACAGUCUUCUUUGGCUAUUGAACAGCAAUUACGUUUAGCUGCAAUCAGACAGCAUGAACAGAGUGCCAACGAACAGAAAACAGAGAAAAAUUAG
Molecule: messenger RNA, 474 nt
Organism: Naumovozyma castellii
Lineage: Eukaryota; Fungi; Ascomycota; Saccharomycetes; Saccharomycetales; Saccharomycetaceae
Gene: GIM5
Product: Gim5p
Exons: 2
Coding region: 1-474 (157 amino acids)
Source: RefSeq, a predicted model, not a curated record